Molecule: messenger RNA, 1418 nt
Organism: Rhopilema esculentum
Lineage: Eukaryota; Metazoa; Cnidaria; Scyphozoa; Rhizostomeae; Rhizostomatidae
Product: transmembrane protein 106C
Source: RefSeq, a predicted model, not a curated record
GACCUGUCAAUUACAUAAUUUUGCAAAUCGUAAUAAGAAAGUCAAAGUCACUCAGUUCUUGGAUGAUAUGGCCUAUAAUAAAUUACAAGAUGAUGUUAUAAACCACGCUGACAUUAGCAUACAGCACAUCUUGCAGGAUUAAAGUUUGUUGUUGUGGGUACGAAUUAUUCGGUAUACAGUGGCAUACAAACCUGCUACCGAAAACGAGGAGCCCAGUUAAUUUUCAGACAAAUUCAUCCCCACCAUUUUAAACGAGCAAAUGUUGCGAGGUAUGGACGAUUUUGCUGGAUAUGCGACAGAUGACAACGAAAAAGCUGGCUCAACCGAAGAGGAACUUGAAAGUCGGAAGGGCAGGGUGUCUGUUAAUUUCGCGGAUGAGGGCCCUGUAAAUAUCCCUAGUCGGACAGAGAGUCGAGACACGGACACGGAGUCGUUUACUUAUGAGCAUUUUCCAGUUGUUUGCCCUACUUGUAGAGGUACAGGGAGGGUUCAUCAAGAUGAUGUCAAUGAACUAGUUGCUUUUAUUCCUGUCAAGGAUGAAAGACUACGUCCUUCCAGAAUAUUUUGGAAAUUGCUGCUCAUGUUUUUAAUCUGUACCUGCAUUGCUGCUCCACUUGCAUUUGUCCUUACCCCAAGAUCGGUUGAAAUCUCUGUAAACAAUAUCAAAUCAUUGGAAAUACGGAUUCCAUCAAGCAAAAAUCUUUCUGCUUACAUUAUUGUUGAGACCAAUCUGAAGAUUCAAAAUCAGAAUUAUUUGACUGUGAAAAUAACUGAAAUUCAUUUGCAAGUCUUUUGGAACAAAAUACUACUGAAUCAUGGCCUAUGUAAUCAGAAUAUGUCAUUUACAGUUCCAUCCAGAGAUUCUAUUGAGAGAAACUUGAAUGUCAAAAUAUAUUUCCAAGGCAACAAACCUGGAACAGCUGGAUUUCAGAUAAGAGAUAUGUGUGGAGAUGGCUGGUAUAAUCAUAUUUUGGCUCACUUUUUGACAACAGCAAAGGUCUCAUAUUUGGCACAAUCAUCUCAGAUAUCCUUCGAUGCAUAUCCUUACCUCCAGUGCUAUAACUACAGCGGUAUUGAAGACAGUAUGUGGAAUCACAAAAGAAAGAAGAGAAUGCAUCAGUUGCCAGUUAAGCUGACCCAGUAAAAUGACAUUUGGUGAAUACCGGAGUUUUGUGCCUCUUGUUCCCGAGUUCAGUUUCACGAUUUUUUCAGCAGACGUGAUUUCGUACGUUAAUUUUGAUUGCUUAAUAUGUUUUAUUCUUCGUCCAGGGAAGAUUUUGUAAUUAAGGAGAAUGACUUUUCCUAUAGUAAUAUGUUUAAUAUAGGUUUGAUAUAUGUAUAUUUUGAUAGACACCAAAUAUAGUUGUUGAUAGUUAAAGGCAAACUUCUGAAAUCUUGGAGAAUCCGAGACGUAAAUA